Molecule: messenger RNA, 2348 nt
Organism: Gryllus bimaculatus (two-spotted cricket)
Lineage: Eukaryota; Metazoa; Arthropoda; Insecta; Orthoptera; Gryllidae
Source: the annotation of a GenBank genome assembly
AGCUCGAGGCGACGUGUCAGUCGCCUUUCAUUUGGGAGACGUCAUGGCCGCGGUCCGCAAGGGCGACUGCAGCGCCUUCGCUUGCCCCAGCGGCCUCGCGCCGAAGCUGGAGACGGCUCCCAGACGACGGUAGUUUAUCUGCUGGCCACGUGUUGCGCGACGUUCGCGCGGGUUCCAUGAUUGAACACCGGAGAGCAUACUCGACCGUCAGCGGUGGUUCGAGCUCCGUUAUAAAAGAACGAUAUGCCGUGAUUCCAAACUGGUUUUGGUUGACUUUGAAACGAACUCCACAUGUCCGUUUAAAAUGCGUGUAUUUGCGCUGAAUUGAUUUAAAAAAUGGACAUGACUACCAACUGGAAGGGGUUCGAAACUUCCUACAAAACACAAGUUAGCUUUACAGGCUCCUAACCAGUACAACGAAUCAAAGUGAAAAUGUUGCCAGUGGAGUUAUUGCAUACUGAAACAUUAAUUCAAUGGACGCCAUCCAUCAUCAAAUGAAGGAAACAUUAAUAUGUUGGUCAUCAUUAUUACAUCUGUCUGUACUUCCAUGAUACAAAUUCAGGGCAGUGAAAACAUCUCGGUCUCUUGGACAAUCGAUUUGGAUUUAGAGAUGUGUACUAUAAGUGUCUCUUAUAGUGAUUAUAAAAUAUGGUUGGCGAACAUACCUUCAAAGAGACUAGCAAGCGACAAUUACUACAUGAGGAAUAAUAUUAUGAAGUGAAUAGAUUAUUACCCAUCGAUUCAGGUCAAAUUAAAUUUAAUGUCUCACACGUCAAUUUGCCUUCUGUUUCACCAAAGUUUGAGAGGGAAAUAUGCAAGUAUUUCCAAUGAAGAAGUACUGAGAUGUAUGCUUAACGAAAGUUACUAAACAAUAUUAACUCCAUGAGAUGGACAAAAUGUUAUGAUUAUGCUAACGCACUAGAAUUACUGAAAUGAACAAGUUGCAAGACAAAAGUGUAUUGGUCAAUGAAAGUUCAGAGCAGGAAUACUAAUAAUGUGAACUUAUUAUUGUACUGUAAAAUGCAUCGAACAAAAAACAUCGAUUCAUUAUUUGAUGCAAAAUAUUUUUAUUUAUUGACAGGCGCUAAAAACUUUAAUAGUAAUAAACUUUAACCGUGAUAUUACUUAAGAAGUAAUUUCUUAGAAUGUUGAACAAAAUAACCGUGUUCAUAUCAAAUAUUAAAAUAAUUAUUAUUUCUCUGCCACAAGAAAUGUAAGUGGAUGAAAACAUAUUCUAAUUCAUCCAUUAAUCGAAAUUAACUUGCUUAAAAAUUAAAGAAAGAAGAAACUUUAAAGUUUUUCGAAAUAUUUAAUGAAUGGAUUAAUGGAAUUAAGUAACAGCUUUGUUAUUUAAUUUUAGAAUUAUAACUAACACUGGGUUGAUUUCACAGACAGUAGAAAAAAUUCUACGUUUUACCAAGAGCGGAUCCUGAGACGAAUUUUGGGUGGGAACAUUUCUUAUUCAAAAUGUUUUGGUCGAAUAUGUCAGAUUACAGAUUGUGUAGAAUGAGGCAAGCUGAACUCAGCACAUGUUGUGAUUCAAUUUUAUUCGUUUAAAUAUUUAUAGGAAAAUACUUGAUAGUUUGGGGUCAAGUUAAAAUUAAUAGUUAUUGAAAACUUUUGGGAGGGAAACUUUUGGGAGAAUUUCCCUCCCCGUGGAUCCGCCCUGGUUCUACUGUAUAUAUGCAGAUGGAAUACAAAUCUUCGAAACGAUAGGUUGAUGAGUUUAUUAAUUAUGAUUCUCUUCUCGAUGUAGUUCAAAUAGUGUUCGAUUUCUUACCAGGAAACUAUUCAUCGCCCAAAACUGUUUUCACGUCAUAUUAUGUGACAUAUCAAUGUAUAUCAGCGGUGAAAACAGUUGCAUUCAAAGUAACUAUAUAAAGCUUUACAUAUCAUAUCUCUAUAGAACGGAUUCGAUUUUCAGUAGAAUGAUAUUAAAUGAAAGUUUGCAGUUGUUUCAGCAUGUUAUUAAAUGUUAUUUAUCCUCUUUGUAAGCACAUGUAAUUUAUGUGUAAUGUUUCAACUAAUAAACUAUUUUCGUUUUGUAUAUUACUCUUUCAGGUAGUACCCUAAUAUUUUAUGACAUCUUAUAGUUUAAACGAAGUUAUUUCGUACUCUAAACAAUAUUCAAUAAAUUGUAUAUUUCUGUAAGCAUAAGAAGAAAAAUUGUUCAGUGACGGAUAAGUGGGGCUAAAGGAGGGCCUCAUGCUAACUAUAUACUAAAAGGACAUUGGACCUUCGCAGGCCAUGACCUUGCUCAAAUCACUGUAUAUUUAUUGAUACUUAAGUUGCAUUGAACUUCAUAUUUAUAUUUAUUUAUCAUCAAAAUAAACUAAUUACCAAAAGGG